Molecule: messenger RNA, 1558 nt
Organism: Paramisgurnus dabryanus
Lineage: Eukaryota; Metazoa; Chordata; Actinopteri; Cypriniformes; Cobitidae
Source: RefSeq, a predicted model, not a curated record
AUCGGUUUCCGGUUUACUUCGUCUUCAUCCGCAUCCGCUAUAAACAAACAAGAUGAGUGCUGCUGUUGUACGAAAAAAAAGAUAUAAUGUGCGUGACGCAUCUAAGUUUCUAAGAGCUGUAGGUGGAUCUAAGGAGCACUGCUGUGUGCCACUUUGCUCUGCUUCAAGUCGAUAUAACACCCAUUUGAGCUUCCACUGUUUCCCGAAAGACACCAACCUUCGUGCGCAGUGGCUGCACAAAAUAAGGAGGGCACGAUUUACGGUGACCCCCCACACUAAGGUAUGCAGUCGACAUUUUCACGAGAAUGACAUCCACACUACUGCUAGGGGUAGACGGGUUUUAGCAGUAGGCUGUGUCCCGUCGUUAUUUGAGUGGAAUAACUACACUAAGGUGUCACGGGCCGGUGUUUGGGAGCGCCGAUCUCGACCACCGAGUCCAGAACCGGACAUGCCGGGGCCUGAUGAAGACAUCGAGCAACCAGUCAUGGUCCCGAUGGUUGUGGACCACGACUACGGGGCCAGUCGUACUGUAUGUGUGGACCGGGAGCGAUAUGAAGAUGCGUUGAGGGAAAUCGAGACGCUCAGAGAACAGCUUCAAACAUUUCAUCUUCAACACUCCUUUGGACUUAAACGGUUUGCCUCGUCUCCUGAAGACAUUAGAUUUUACACCAGAUUCCCCUCAUACGAGCAUCUGAUGGCGUUCUGGCACCUGAUCGAGGCAGCAACAGCAAAAAUGGUUAGGGUCACCAGGGCAAAUAAAAACUAUGCCACUACCACAACAACUGAAAGCCCUUUAACCAGACCAACUAAACUGCUGCCGAUAGAUGAGCUAUUCCUUUUUCUCACAUACCUGUCCACUGGCUGUACCCAGAGGGAGUUGGGUCAUAGAUUCAGUAUCCACAGAGCAACAGUCAGCCGAAUCAUUGUGACCUGGGCCAACUUCCUCUACUGCUUACUGGGCUCGGUUUGCAUAUGGAUGUCUCCUGCAGCUGUGAAGGCUAGUCUUCCACACGACUUUGAUGGCAGCUACAGCAAUACACAAGUAGUGCUUGAUUGUACAGAGCUACGGUGUCAAACACCUUCAUCCCUUCUCCUUCAGAGUGAAGUUUUUUCCAACUACAAGUCCCACUGCACCUUUAAGGCUAUGGUGGGCAUGUCCCCUCACGGAGCCCUGACUUUCGUGUCAGCACUCUUUGAGGGUUCCAUGAGUGACAGGGAGGUGUUUCGUCAGUCAGGGAUUACAUCACUCUUAACACCUGACAUGGCCAUUAUGGUGGACAAAGGAUUCUUGGUUGAAGGCCUUGUACCUGGGCCUGUUCAUCGUCCUGCCUUCCUCUCCAAGAGGGCCCAAAUGUCACAGGGGGAGGUUCUGAAGACCCAGUCCAUUGCCCGUUUGAGGGUGCACAUUGAAAGGUUAAUUAGAAGAGUAAAAGAGAAUAAACUGUUUGAUACCACCAUCCCUCUCUCCAUUGCAGGGAGCAUUAACCAAAUCUUCACAGUCGCUUGUCUCCUUUCAAACUACCAAAAUGGACCUCUGGUCAAGGAAUGGAGAUUAUGA